Molecule: messenger RNA, 564 nt
Organism: Humulus lupulus (European hop)
Lineage: Eukaryota; Viridiplantae; Streptophyta; Magnoliopsida; Rosales; Cannabaceae
Product: large ribosomal subunit protein eL21x/eL21w-like
Exons: 2
Coding region: 1-564 (187 amino acids)
Biological process (GO): translation
Cellular component (GO): cytosolic large ribosomal subunit; ribosome
Molecular function (GO): structural constituent of ribosome
Source: RefSeq, a predicted model, not a curated record
AUGGUUAGUGUCCCAAAGGAGUCGUGGGCGGAGCCGAUUAAAAGAUACUUGGAGGAAGGAACCUUGCUUGUGGACAAGAAAGAGGCCCAAAGGUUGGUGUAUAAGGCAGCUAGAUACACCUUGAUAGAUGGGGUUCUAUACAAGAGAGGGUUCUCAAUGCCACUUCUGCGAUGUGUAGAGAAGGAGGAGGCGUUAAAGUUUAACGACGCCAUUCACAAGGGUAUGCCCCACAAGUUCUACCAUGGCCGAACUGGGCGUGUCUGGAACAUCACCAAGCGCGCUAUUGGUGUGGAGGUUAACAAGCAGGUUGGGAACCGCAUCAUUAAGAAGAGGAUUCAUGUUCGUGUGGAGCAUGUCCAGCCCUCUAGAUGCACUGAGGAGUUCAGAAACAGAAAGUUAAGGAACGAUAAGCUCAAGGCCGAGGCCAAGUUUAAGGGUGAGGCCAUCAGCACCAAGAGGCAGCCUGAGGGUCCCAAGCCAGGUCUCAUGGUCGAAGGAGCUCAGUUGGAAACUGUCACCCCCAUUCCUUAUGAUGUUGUCAACGAUCUCAAGGGUGGUUAUUAG